AUGGUCAACUCCUGUUGUGGCUCCACCUGCUCUGAGGAGGGCUGCUGUCAGCCCAGCUGCUGCAGGACCACCUGCUGCCGCCCCAGCUGCUGCAUUUCCAGCUGCUGCAGGCCCUGCUGCCAGUCUGUGUGCUGCCAGCCCUGCUGCCGCCCCAGCUGUUGCAUUUCUACCUGCUGCCGCCCCUGUUGCCAACCCUGCUGCCGCCCCAGCUGCUGCAUUUCUAGCUGCUGCCGCCCCUGUUGCCAACCCUGCUGCCGCCCCAGCUGCUGCAUUUCAAGCUGCUGCAGGCCUUGUUGCCAACCCAGCUGCUGUCGCCCCAGCUGCUGUGUGUCCAGCUGCUGCAGGCCCUGCUGCCAGUCUGUGUGCUGCCAGCCCUGCUGCCGCCCCAGCUGCUGCCGCCCCAGCUGCUGUGGUGGAUCUUGCUGCUGA
This is a messenger RNA of Dipodomys spectabilis (banner-tailed kangaroo rat), 429 nucleotides long. Its product is annotated as keratin-associated protein 4-12-like. The transcript has a single exon. The record is from RefSeq and is a predicted model, not a curated record. Bases 1 to 429 code for a protein of 142 amino acids. NCBI's taxonomy places the organism in Eukaryota, Metazoa, Chordata, Mammalia, Rodentia, Heteromyidae. Gene Ontology annotation, cellular component: keratin filament.